Cornus florida is the source of this 1594-nucleotide messenger RNA. RefSeq names its product B3 domain-containing transcription factor VRN1-like. The transcript is spliced from 4 exons. The record is from RefSeq and is a predicted model, not a curated record. Bases 100 to 546 code for a protein of 148 amino acids. Lineage: Eukaryota; Viridiplantae; Streptophyta; Magnoliopsida; Cornales; Cornaceae. Gene Ontology annotation, molecular function: DNA binding.
CACAAGCGACCGAGGAUUAUAGUUAUCUCUCUCUCUUUGCGAUUCUGGCAAAGCCUACUCGUCGGCGGUCGCAUUGUGAAUCAUGCUCUCACUCACAUCAUGCUGCAACGACUUGAAGGUAUGACAAAAAUGGAGUUCAUGGGAUUGGGUGGUAUGGGCAAAAUUUACGAAGAGGAUUCCAGAAAGUUUAUGAUAAGUCUUGGAAACAAUAUGUCAAACCCUGUAUUCCUCAAGGUUCCAACUGGUGCUGUAUUGACAGUAGAAUUGGUACAUUCUGAUGGGGAUGUUUGGCUACAAAAUGGUUGGAAAGAAUUCAAAGACUACUAUUCCAUAGAUUAUGGACACAUGUUGGUAUUUACUUACGAUGGAAAUUUCCAUUUUUAUGUUCAUAUAUUUGAUACGAGUACAUCAGAGAUAGAAUACCCAAGUAGUACUGAUGCUCAUGUUGAACAUACCACCAACAUGGGAUGUGAAAUGCCCAAUAUAGAUGCUAUUCAUGAUGCUGGUGAUUCUAUCGAAAUCUUGAAUCAUUUUCCAACAUGCUAGGCAAUGGAGAAAAUUAAUGGGGUGAAGUCUCGUAAGUCAAAUGAAGAUGGUGAUUCCAACUCUUCGAAAAGAGAAAUUAAUACUUUUGUUAUAUUGUUAAUUUCUUUAGAGUAAACCAACUAAGAAAUUAAUACUUUUGUAAGACAAUUUGUAAGGUUCAAAGGAAAACAAUCCAAAUACAACUCUCAUGAUCAAUUUAUGUAAAUAUAUAUGUUUGACUUAUCUUCAUCUUUUUAUAGAUAAUUUCGUUCAUAAUUUAUAGGAAGCAUCUCAAUAAAUUUGUAAGACAAUUUCUAAGGAAAAUAAUCCAAAUACAACUCUCAAGUGAUCCAUUUAUGAAAAUACAUAUAUUCUAUUUAUCCUUAUAUUUUUAUAGAUAAUGUCGUUAAUAGUUUAUAGAAAAUAUUUCACAAUUUGAAAUCUUUAAUCAUUGAAAAUGCUUGUAAAUAUUUAAUUAAAUUUUGAAAAUUUUCAAAAGUGAAAUGACAUGCUUAAAUUUUUAAGCUAAUGGUCUCCAAUGACAUUGAGUAGUGUCGGAAAAAGUAAGUUGUGUUUAUUUUUUAUUGUAAGUUGUGUUUAUUUUUUAUUGUCUGUUUCAUUUCUUAUUGCUGUUAAUAGAGAGGUUGAUUGUGUUUAUUUUUUAUUCUCUUUCAUUUCUUAUUUAAGCAAAGUUUAGGUCACUUUGAUCUCUCUGUUAAUAGAGAGAUGACGAUAACGGAUUGAUUGCAAUUUUUUUUGAUAGUUUUAGAGGGUGUGUUGCAAAAGCUUAAAAGUAUAUGGAUUUUUUGCAAUUAGCUGCCUAUGAAGUAUUUAGUUGGCCUUGGUUAUGCUACAAUAUAUAUCACAACUGAUGAUGGAACAUGCUAUAAAAUAUUCUGAUUUUAUGCCAUCAUAAGCUAUUAUUAGUAAAUAGUUAAUUCUAAGUAUUAAUAUCAAGUUUUUAAAUAUUUUAUUUCCGUGGAUCUUUAUAAUUUAGGUAAGACAAAAAUUUCAAUGACAAAAAUGGAGUUCAUUGGAUUGGGCGGUAUGGGCAAAAUUUAUGAAGGUA